AUGGAAAGAUACGUGCGGUUAAAAUGGAGGGACGUGCGAGUGGGUGACCUGGUUCACCUCUCGAACAACGAGCCAGUGCCAGCUGAUAUGGUGUUAUUACACUCGUCGAACCCCCUUGGGAUCUGCUACCUGGAUACCUGCAAUCUGGAUGGCGAAACCAACCUUAAACAACGGAUUGUUGCGCCAGGGUUUAAGGAAAAGCGGCUCGAGUUCAACCCAAUAAAAUUCAAGAGUACAGUGGAAGUGGAAAGACCGUCCACGAAAAUAUACAGAUUUACAGGCUACAUUUCACACCCAAACGGAAUUAGGGUACCUCUAAAUUCGGACAAUCUUCUUUUACGAGACUGCACUAUCAAGAACACGGACUACGUAGAAGGCAUUGUUGUGUAUGCGGGACACGAAACGAAAGCCAUGCUCAACAAUGGCGGCCCCAGAUAUAAAUGUUCCAAAUUGGAAAAGAAAAUGAACACAGAUGUUAUAUGGUGUGUUUUAGUACUGUUGUUUCUGUGCUGCGCUGGUGCUGUCGGCUGUAAGAUAUGGUUCGACAAUUACUACCCGUACGUCAACAAACUACCUCCCUUCAUUCCUCGCGCCGACCUGCCAGCGUACGAGGGCCUGCUGAUUUUCUGGACUUACAUAAUUAUACUGCAAGUAAUGAUACCAGUUUCUCUCUAUGUAACCAUUGAAAUGACGAAACUGAUACAAGUGUAUCAUAUACAUCAGGAUGUGGAGAUGUACGAUUCUGUUACGAAUACGCGGACAGAGUGUCGAGCGUUAAACAUCACAGAAGAAUUGGGUCAAAUAAGUUAUUUGUUUAGUGAUAAAACGGGGACGUUGACUGAAAAUAAAAUGGUGUUUAGACGAUGCACAGUAGGAGGUGUAGAUUACGAUCACCCGCCUGGUCCGGAUGCUGAACCGUCGAGUGACCUUCCUCCCAUUGUAACACCUAUAACAAAAGUGUCACCUAACCGUAGGAUGCUUCAACAUUUACUAGACAGCAAUGACGCGCAGCAUACCCAAAAAGUACGAGAGUUCCUAUUAAUUCUUGCAGUGUGCAACACAGUUGUAGUCAGUCAGCCGCACGUCGAUUCGCUGAGCAACUCAACCACCGAUCAGUUUCAGGCGCAAAAGUCCUCGAAAGCCAACGGAACGCUGCGAUCAAACGAUAAGUACGCUCGCUUAACUGAAUCUAGAUCGACAACGCCAUCACCGCCACCUUCGACAACGUCACCAUUGCGCAUACGACUACCGAAACUGUCAUUUGGAAGUAGGGAUGACAAUUCGAGCGAGCCAAGCUCAUCAGCUGAAGUUCAACUGGCCCGUUACGAAGCAGAAAGCCCGGAUGAACUGGCUCUAGCUGAAGCCGCACUUGCUUACGGAUACGAGUUACGUGGGCGAGCGCCUGAUGAAGUGGAGAUAGGAAUACGAGGAGAACUCACGAAGUUAAAAGUGUUGCGCGUACAACAAUUCGACUCUAAUAGGAAGUGUAUGUCGAUAGCACUACGUGCUCCCACUGGACAGGUGUUAUUGUACGUAAAAGGCGCAGAUUGUACAGUAUUAGGUGCCCUUGCGCCGAUGAGAUCGGGAUCAGCGGAAUCUGCCGCGUACGAUCGAACGCGUUCGUUGCUCAGCGAAUACUCGCGCGCUGGACUACGUACACUUGUCAUGGCGAAGCGAACAAUGCAACCUGCUUUAUGGGAAGAGUGGUUGGCUGGACAUAAUAGAGCUUCUGAAAUUGGCGAAGGUAGAGAAAAGCGUCUUCGCGAAUCAUUGGCACGCCUCGAAAGCGCACUUACAUUAGUAGGAGCGACAGGAGUGGAGGACAGACUCCAAGAGAAUGUUCCCCGUACUGUAAGAGCUCUGUUGGACGCGGGGAUCGUGGUCUGGGUUCUUACUGGGGAUAAACCGGAGACUGCCAUCAAUAUUGCCUACUCAGCGGCUCUGUUUUCGCAAAGCGAUCGGCUUCUACACCUCAUGUCUAGGGACAAGGAACACGCAGAAUCAACAAUAAAGAGUUACCUCGAAGGAGGCGUGACGGAAGGCGGGACGGGUCGUGCGCUUGUAGUUGACGGACGGACGUUGACGUACAUCCUUGACAGGCGAUCGGGAUUGGUCGCGCCUUUCUUGUCUCUGGCUAGACGCUGUUCCGCUGUGCUUUGCUGCCGUGCCACGCCUCUACAGAAGGCAUAUAUCGUCAAGGCAGUGAAGGAAGAGUUGGGUGUGACGACGUUGGCUAUCGGUGACGGAGCUAAUGACGUGUCCAUGAUACAGACGGCGGAUGUUGGCGUUGGUCUAUCAGGCCAGGAAGGUCGUCAGGCAGUAAUGGCGUCGGAUUUUGCCUUAUCUCGCUUCAAAUUCAUCGAGCGACUAUUGCUCGUUCAUGGCCAUUGGUGCUACGACAGACUGGCGAGGAUGAUACUCUACUUCUUCCUCAAGAAUGCUACGUUCGUGUUCCUAGUAUUCUGGUAUCAGUUGUACUGCGGUUUCUCUUCCGCCGUAAUGAUCGACCAGCUCCAUCUGAUGGCAUACAAUCUUAUGUUCACCGCAGUUCCUCCUAUUAUAAUGGGCGCAUACGAUCGCGUUGCGCCCGCGUCGCUUUUAACCGAGCGUCCGGGACUUUACAGCGCGUCACGGCGCGGUCUUGCAUAUCGAGCUCACUCAUACUGGCUCGUGCUAGCCGAGUCUCUCUAUAUCAGUAUUGUGAUAUUCUUCUCCUGUCGAACUGCCUACAACGAUACUGACGUCGACAUAUGGGCCUUUGGGGACUGCUGUAUGACCUGCUGUCUGGUCAUCAUGCUUGUGUACGUCGCUAUAGAGACGAGAAGUUGGACGGUAAUCCAAGUGAUAGCGCUGUGCGGCUCUCUGGCCUCGUUCUACGCUUUGACGCUCGUGUACGGAGCGGUUUGCGUGUCCUGUUUCAAUCUACCCUCCACGUUCCACGUGAUGCAGCACGCACUAGCUGACCCCAUAUAUUGGCUCGUGGUCGUACUAACAACUGCUGCUGCGCUCGCCCCGAGACUGGCAUGUCACGCGGUGCGAAACUCGUCCCACCCGGACGCAGUGGGUCGCGCGGUGCAAGCGAGACGGAGACACGCGAGGUCCCGCUUGCCUUACGCCGCCCACUAUCACACCACCACUGCCUCCGCACACGUCUACAGAUCGACGGACGAGGACGGCCUCCAAAGGAGCUCCGACGUGGCGUCGAUCACGUGA
This is a messenger RNA of Pieris macdunnoughi, 3213 nucleotides long. Lineage: Eukaryota; Metazoa; Arthropoda; Insecta; Lepidoptera; Pieridae. The record is from the annotation of a GenBank genome assembly.